UGUGUUUGAUCCUCCUGGUAAAUGGUGACAAGGGAUAGUUUAUCCAUUCAAUUGGGUAUUUUUUUGAGACUAACCAAUCAUACACCCUCUGGUUGUGUAAUCAGGAAAUGAUCAAGCUUUGUGUUGUUUUUCCCAGUUUAUGAACAGGAUUAGUUUCCCCCCUCAGAGUGUUUCAUUCCCAGUCCCUGAUUGGAACAGGGAGAGUGGAUUCCCAGAAUGUUGCUGAUCCUUUUCUCCAUCUCCCUGUGUUUUUCCUGGGUCUCUCCCGACACUAACUCACUGACUGUAAUAUACACGGCAAUCUCCAGCAUUCAGGAUUUUCCCGAGGUUACCAAUGUUGCCUUGGUCAACGGAGUUCAACUAAAUUACCACGACACUAAUAUUAUGCGGAUGAUCCCCAGGCAGCAGUUCAUGGCAGAAUCUUUCAGUGUGGAAUAUUGGGAAUAUCUCACAGGUCUCGGGAAUACACGGUCAGAUAUGGCGAAGGAGAAUCUGAACACAAUGAUGAAAAGCACAAACCAGACAUCCGGAAUCCACAUUUUCCAAUGGAUAAUGAAUGUUGAGGUCACUGAAGACGGCUCCAUGAAGAGAUCGAUGCGAGUUGGAUUUGAUGGAAACGACUAUAUUAGUUUAGAGCCAGACAGAAUGAGUUGGGUCGCAUCCAAUCAGAAUGCAGUGAGGAUUAAAGACAAAUGGAAUUCGGAUCAAUCCUGGAAUGAAUAUUGGAAAAAGCAUUUGCAGCAAGGAUUUGUUCAGGAUUUAAAAGAAUGUUCACAAGCUGGAAAGGAAUAUUUUGAAAGGAAAGUUCAGCCUGAAGUGUUCAUCUCCAGAAGUGACCCCAGUAGUCAGUACAAGCUGCUCACUCUCUCCUGCCUGGUUACUGGGUUUUAUCCUGUAGACAUCGAGGUGAGCUGGCUAAGGAAUGGAGAGGUAAUGUCUGAGACACUAUCCUCGGGGGUUCGACCCAACCACAAUGGGACCCAUCAGAUCCAGAAAGAGAUUGAAAUAAAUGCUGGGGAUGAGGAUCAAUACUCCUGUCAAAUUGAACACAGCAGCCUGGCAGAGAGCAAGCUCUAUCAGUGGGAAAUCCCAGAAAAGAGUGGACAACUCCUGCAUCCUGGAAUUGUAUCAGGAUUAGUGAGCGCUGGAAUUUUUAUACUCGGGAUAAUUGGAGUGUUCAUUUGCAAAAGACAUCGGAGAGAUUCACCAAGUGUGACCUACACGACAGCUCAGACUUCUGAUCUCUCCGUUCAAGAACCUUCCUGAUUCAGACAUUCCCAGAGCCUCAUUGAUGAAUAACUGGAUUUGCCUGUUCUAGUGUGAACAUGGACAUCAUCGUCCAUCCUUCCAUAUCACAGCAGACAGACAGAAUCACAGCUCAUUGUUUACACUGAGUGCUUUGAUGAUGGAGAUCUAUUUUUCCUGGGAAUGUGCUUCCACAGAUUGAACAGUGGAUCCUGGAUCCACCAGGUUGGGAUCCUGAUUCUUCAAUUGAGACUUUCUCAAGUAGUGUUUCUAUCCAGUAUCCACAAUAUGACGGCUCUCACAGUCGAAGGGAACUUCAGGGAUGAUUUUCCAUCACACUUUCUUAUCUUCAACAACUUACUCAGGUUGAGUGAUUGACCUGAACAGAGUAAAUGUCAUGAGGCAACUGAGAGAGACACAUUUUAUAUUGAUAGAAGCUGAUCUAUUUUGCACUUUAUGUAAUGUCAAAUUUACACUGUUAUAAAAUGUACAUGUAUAAAUUGUAUUACUAAAAUAUAUUUACGGAGAUGAAAAUCAUUUAUAUCCUCAAUGUUUCACUAAAAGUGCUGAUAGUUGUGGUUUGUUGUCAAUAAAUAAUUGUCAGUA
Messenger RNA from Carcharodon carcharias (great white shark), 1851 nucleotides. Its product is annotated as class I histocompatibility antigen, F10 alpha chain-like. The record is from RefSeq and is a predicted model, not a curated record. NCBI's taxonomy places the organism in Eukaryota, Metazoa, Chordata, Chondrichthyes, Lamniformes, Lamnidae. Gene Ontology annotation, biological process: immune response. The transcript has 8 exons. Bases 217 to 1266 code for a protein of 349 amino acids. Gene Ontology annotation, cellular component: external side of plasma membrane.